Molecule: messenger RNA, 498 nt
Organism: Salvelinus namaycush (lake trout)
Lineage: Eukaryota; Metazoa; Chordata; Actinopteri; Salmoniformes; Salmonidae
Product: RIMS-binding protein 2-like
Exons: 3
Coding region: 1-498 (165 amino acids)
Biological process (GO): neuromuscular synaptic transmission
Molecular function (GO): protein binding
Source: RefSeq, a predicted model, not a curated record
AUGGAGGGAGUGUAUGUAUUUCUGUACACUGAUGGACUGAGAAUUGCUACACCAGAGGAUAUUAGGCAAUGGGAGCUGGUGACCGCCAACCAGGUGUCAAGUCAGGUGUCUCAGGAACCCCCCGUCCGGCUCUUUGUGGAUCUUUUCCCAUACAACCCUGCUGCGAUGUCGCCAAACCCUGAGACCACCGCCGAGGAGCUCCCUUUUGUGCCAGGACAGAUCCUUAAGGUGUUUGGAGAUGAAGAUGAUGAUGGUUUCUACCACGGGGAGUCUGGUGGUCUGUCUGGUGCCGUGCCUAGUAACAUGGUAUCUGUGAUCCCAGUGGAUGAUGACUACCUUAAACAUCAGCUCAUACAGCAGGGUUUCCUGCCUGUCGACCACACCUGUACAGAUCCAAGUGAAGAGUCUAGCGUGCUAAUGACUUGGUCGUCCGCAGGAUGGUGGCCAUCUUUGAGUAUGCCCCUUGGGAAAGUUCCCCUAACAUGGACAGCGACAUGA